AUGGCGCACAUAGGCAGCCAACUGGGCAAUGAACUCUCCCUCACCCCGGAGUUUGAGCCUGUUCACGUAGAUUUGGCGUCGGAGAACAAGAUCUGCCUUUAUCUUCAGCAAGGCAUCAAUACCUUUACUGCCGAGCUUGACAGGCUUAAUGAGCAGAACCGCGUUUGUGUGGAACUGCAUAACCAGAGCGUCACAUUGAUGAAUUAUGAUGAUGCAAACACCACCAUCAAGGGCGAGGGUUCGUCCGGGCCCUCAAACAGAGUAACUAAAAAACCAUCGGGUCCUUCAGCUCCAUCUGCACGGUUGAGCAGCACCGGCCGCAGGUCGUGGCUCGCUGGAGGUGGUGUGCGGUGGACGGGGGCGGCCAGGGGAGGGGCGGCGUCGGGCGGCCAGGGGAGGGGUGGCAUCCAGGUGCAGCAGCAUGCGACAUCCAGGGGUGAGGCUGCUACGACCGACGACCAGGGGAGGGGCGGCGUCGGACGGCCAGAGGAGGGGCAGCGUCGGACGGCCAGAGGAGGGGCGGCGAUAGACGGCCAGAUGAGGAGCGGCAUCCAGCAGCCAGGGGAGGGCCAACAUCCAGCGGCGAGGGAAGGGACGGCCAGAGGAGGGGAGGGGAGGGUUGGCAUCCAACGGCCAGGGGAGAGGCAGCUGCGGCCGGCGGCCAGGGAGGGGAGGGGCGGUGGCGGCCAGGGGAGGGGAGAGGGCAGUGGCGGCCGACGGGCACGGGAGCUGUCCAUUGGAGGAGGAGCAGGUAGAAGCUGUGUGGGAGCAUUUUCUGGGGGGAAUGAGGAGGCGGGGUGGGGUUUGGGGGUGCCACGUGGGCCUCCCAGUAGAAGUUGCGGGAUGGACUCAGCUAAGCUGGGGUUGUGA
Molecule: messenger RNA, 870 nt
Organism: Lolium perenne
Lineage: Eukaryota; Viridiplantae; Streptophyta; Magnoliopsida; Poales; Poaceae
Source: RefSeq, a predicted model, not a curated record